CCUUAUUUUCUAAGCAAGUCCUUAUUAACAUUUACGUAAGGCUAAUCGCCCGCGAUCUUGGAUAACAACACACAAAAACAUCCGCACCGAUUGAUACGCAGAAUACAUUGGAAAACGAAGUUAGCUCUAAGUCGUAUCGUAAGUCACACUGUCUCCAAAGCUUCGGUCAUUUCACACGCGUCUGAGAACUGGCAGAUAUCAUGCAUAGGUAGCGAUAGAACACUUAUUACAUAGAGAUAAAUUCAGUGCUUACUAUAUUUCGUAGCAUUUCAUACUUAACUCCUCUACAGCCUUUCUUUCGAAGCGUCUACAUAUUUGCAAAACUAGUCUACCUAACAAUUAAUUGCUUUUUUAGUAGUGUUUAGUUAGGUAGAUAUAGUAUAACUAUACGUGAAGCCAUUGAAGUUGCUCAGUUACACGCAAAGAGGAAGACUAUAUUCCUAUGGUUACUGCACGACGCACAAUAAGUAUUAGAGCAGAGAUUGAGUAGAGCUUUUAUUUUACAGAAAUGAUUACGCAGUUGUAUUCCGCAUUCUCUCUGUUUCAUUGGCGGCAAGGAGACAGCGUGCGCUAUGGAGGGCCGAGUACCCACGAGCGCCGGUGACCGGUCACAGACGAGUGUCAGACGCGGAGCGGGAUCCGCGCCCGGCUCCUUGGUGCUGCGUGCGUGUGUCGCGUGACCCCAGUGUUUAGUGCGGACGUCUGGCAAAAUGAUUGCGAUUAAAUGUUGGAUGCUGUUGGUGCCGUUUGUGACCAGGAAGUGGGCUGUAGCACAUGUAGACACAUCAGUCAACGCACAAUAUGAAGACAGAAAAAACCUUAGCAGCAUAGCCUCAAUAUUCUCACCCCGAAUGGACUUCGACCAGUGGAAGCCUCUGACUGGACGCGGGGACCCUCUUCGGCAGGACCCCACGUACGACUACGAGCCUCCGCUGCUCGAGCGGGUGCACUACUGGCUGGACGACACCAGGAUCGAGCGAGAACACUUUCCAGAGAGGAAGUCGGAGGUUCUCAUGUUAGGAGUCUCGUCACGUCGGCCCAGCCUAGGAUCUCGAAUGCCUCCUAUGAUCCCCAGAAGACACCAGAGACCGCAAACACCUAUCAAAUAUGAAGAUUUCGCAUACAAGAUAAGUGAUCGCUUUCCGAUGACCAUUCUUGUCCCACCACCGCCUCCGCCACCACUUAGCAUUCCAUCGCAUUUUGUAAGGCCCGAAGAUAAACUACCAGUGCAAGCCAGUCAAACUAUGCCCACCACGCCUGCGCCAUACGCAACAGAAUCCACACCUUUUCAAGACCAUAUAACUUCAUCUUAUGCCUUGCAGGAAGCCAACUUGAUAUACCAAUCUUCUUCAACAAAUAUAAACAAUUGGAUUUUAGAAUUACAGAAUAGUACGACUCCUGCCCCAAAAGGGGUAAGCAGCGAUUAUUCAGGGUGGGGACCUACAACUCUUAUAGAUGAUAAUAAUGUUGUAAAUGAAAGUUUUAAUUUAAUAUCGAGCGAUUACCCGCAAUCUUCAGACAAUCCAUAUACUUUCUACAGACCGAUGCUAUCAGAAGCGCCACCACCUCUUCAACCGACACCUAUACCAUUCGAGCCAACACCUCCUCCUACUUUCAUUCCUACUGCUCCACCGACUACAGUAGCUCUACAUUCCUCUAAUAGCACGCAGUCUACAUGGUCGAAUGAUGAAACAAUAAACAAUAAAUAUGAAGAGUUGACAACCCAAAAAUUAACGACUUAUCACUCUGAAUUAGUAACUGCUCCCACUAUCAAAUCAAAACCAGAAACUACCGUUUUGGAUAUGAUAAGCUCAAUGAUGUCAAUGCCUUUAGUCGACGGACCUGACAGACCUGAAGAUAAUCUAUAUGCACAUGCGUCUGAACACUUACAAGUGUAUAAGGAACAUUUUCCGGAAGACAACAUAAACAUAGAAACUAUGCAGACAAUGCAACCGCCACCUAUAAAACUAUCUGAAACUACAACCGCAUCUCAACAAAAACAUUCAAGUAGACCAAGUUCUGGUACAUUUAAAAAACCUAAUACACAUACCCAUGACCCUUAUUUACAUAUGCGAUUCACAACUCCAUUGCCAAAUACAAAAUCAACUGAUUUAUCUCAAACAGAAGAAUCUACAACACCCUCGACUCCUAUGUAUUUAAUAAUACAAGGUCAUUCUAAAGUAAAAACAUACAGCGCUAAGCCAGACAUAGAUUAUGACAAGAAUACUAUACUAACAAAUGAGAUUCCUAAGGUCAAUAGAACAAAUGAAGUGAAGCAUCUCCAUGCAACUAGAGAACAAAAUAAAGGUAAUAAAAUUGAAAUAAAAAGGAAAAGUAAAUCUCACUCUGAUUUAAAAACUUUAAUUGAAAACGGCCACGGUUCAAUUGAAAUUCAGGAAACUGAUAUCGGCAUAAAGUACGAUGUUAGUGAUGGUAGUAAUGUACCUGUAGAAAUAUAUAGAAAGGGAAUAGUGGAAAAUGACGAAAAUGCAUAUUCCUUGUCAUCACAAAACAAAAUCCCGCACGAAAAACGCGAAAAAAGACAAAUAGACUUGGAAGAUCUUAUCCCAUUUGAUGAAGACACAAUAGAGGAGUAUGUUUAUAAUUUCUUGGACAGUAAAAAGAACUCGACGGGUAUUACCGGACUGUUAGCACAAGCAGUGACGAGCGAUGCGGCCGGAGUUGUCGACGAACUCGAGGAUGACGACAGUGAUGAAGAAAGAUGAAUGACAAUCCUUUGAAUCUCACUAGUGCAAUUUGUUAAUAUUUUUAUUUCUACUUUGCAGUUUUACAAUGCCACAAAUCGGCUAAGUUGGAGCAAUUUUAGUUACCUGCAAGAGCAAUAGAACUUUUUCCUUAUUUGUGGGAUCUUUGAUGUAUAGAAAAAUGUAUUUUACAUUUACCUAGGAGUAGUUGAAUAUAAUUGUAUAGAUAUGUACACUGUGUUAUCAAACAACUCAUCGAAAACUGUAUUGUUUGAAUUAUUAAUAAAAGUGUAACUACGUGAAGUACAACAUCUCUUUCAUAAUGCUAAAAAAUAGUAUCUACUUUCUAGGUCACAUUUAUAGUACAUUCUACCUAGAUCAACGCUGAACUUUUUAUUUUAUUUUUGUACCUAAAUAUAGGAUUUCGUAGGACAUCUUUCUGUGAUCUAGAGCAUUCUGUAAUUUAUUUAUUUAUUCAAACAAUUAUGUCUACUUACAUAAUCAUACGUACACAUUAGUUAUUAAAUUAUGAAUAUAAAAUAUUAUGAAUAAAUUUGUUGUUUUGUUGACUG
Plodia interpunctella (Indianmeal moth) is the source of this 3277-nucleotide messenger RNA. RefSeq lists its product as uncharacterized. The transcript has 3 exons. Lineage: Eukaryota; Metazoa; Arthropoda; Insecta; Lepidoptera; Pyralidae. The coding region runs from base 711 to 2726 and encodes 671 amino acids. The record is from RefSeq and is a predicted model, not a curated record.